UUUAUGUGCGGUCAUUACAAUGAGGACUACAUUUCCCGAAGUGCAGUAUCAGAGGGGCUACCUUUGAGACCGCCUGUGUAAAUUCCUUGUGAAUGAUUCAUCUCAUUUCCUCAACAAAAUAAUGUCCAGUGACGUAGCACUGUGUUGCAUGCGUACAUAUAUUCAACAAUAUUACAACUCUGUGAUGUGAUCCAAACAUAGUUUUACUCUGUCACAAAGGCGGGGUCCUUGCGUCCCGGUAUGCACAACUCGUUUGGCGAGCUGUCCAAGUUAUUGAGAAGUUGUGACGAGAGUUUUCGGUUGAAGUGCGUUCACUCCGAGAUACUCGGGCACUCUUCGGCCUGUUUUUAGUGUUGACGGUUAUAUUUUCUGCUUGUGGCCGUAAGAAGAAACUUUGAGCAUGGACGUGGUUAGAGUGCUGGGGUUGCUACUGCUGUGUUUAUCCGAGCGGUUUCUAGUCGUCGCGUUCUCCCAGUCUCUGGACAGCGACUUCACCUUCACACUUCCCGCUGGACGGAAGGAGUGCUUCUUUCAAACCAUGAAAAAAGAUGCAUCUCUAGAAAUUGAAUAUCAGGUUCUGGAUGGUGCUGGUUUGGAUGUUGAUUUCUACUUGUCCUCGCCUAGAGGUCACAUACUGGCCAGCGACCACAGGAAAUCUGACGGGGUUCAUACGGUCGAAACAGAAGAGGGUGACUACAUGUUCUGCUUCGAUAACACAUUCAGUGCUGUGUCUGAGAAGAUCAUCUUUUUUGAGCUGAUUUUGGACAAUAUGGAUGAUGGAGAGGAUCCCGAGGAUUGGAAGGAGUACGUCCACGGCACUGAUCUCUUGGACAUGAAACUGGAGGACAUUAUGGACACUAUAAACAGUGUAAAGGCUCGUCUGGGAAAGAGUGUGCAGAUUCAGACCGUACUGCGAGCUUUUGAGGCACGAGACCGUAACCUGCAGGAGAGCAACUAUGAACGUGUAAACAUUUGGUCCUGUACCAACCUGGUCGUCAUGGUAAUCGUAUCCGGGAUACAGGUGUACCUGCUUCGCAGUCUCUUUGACGACAAGAGAAAGACACGCACAUAGCCUCCUUCUCUCUGCACUGAAGAGAAGUAUCACUGUCUAUGGCAAGAGACUAUACAACACACAACACACACACACACACACACACACACACACAACACACACACUGUCCGUCCCCUCCUGUCUUGCUCCAUCUUCAGUGGCCUUAAGAUGAAGGAACAGGCGAAGAACAUGAUGAAAACAGACCCUGUCUCUCUCUCUCUCUCUCUCUCUCUCUCUCUCUCUCUCUCUCUCUCUCUCUCUCUCUCUCUCUCUCUGUACUGUGUUAAGACAAUCGGUGUGUUUGUCCACUCUGACUGUUCUGUGGUGGAUGUGCUGUACCAGGAUCAGCUGUCCGUCAAUACUACUCACAGAGGGAUCUCUGACUUUUUCAAAAAAACACUAGACGAUUACAGUUAUUUGUUGUUCUUUCUAACGGACUGAUUUUUAUGGUGGUUUUUAGUUUAACUCUGUAUUGAGCUGAAAUCUUCUAUCACUGUACUUUACAGCCAAACACAAGUAACCCAGACACCACCCUCUGUCUUAGGGUGGAGGAUGUUGGACGGAGGCUCCACCAUUCUGUGUGAGGGUUGGCGUCACAGGCUGUUGUGUUACUGGACAGGGGCAGAUUCUCUGAAAACCUCAGGAUGGCGCCCUGCCCCAUUGGGUCAUUGUAACUCGCUGUGCUAUCUGACCCUAGGUCAGCCUGACUGUGUCACAGAGCGAUUCUCACACAGUCUGCUCUAAACACUUAAAGCAUACACACACACACACACACGCACACACCUCUACCCUGAUACUGACUCUGUGGCUAGUCACACUCAUUCUUAGAAGCAUGGUCAGUCUGCUGUACAGACAUGUGGAGCAGGGGAGAUGACACUGUAAAUCACCAGACUGUCCACCAGAAUACAUGACCUAGAAACCACCGCCCCAUAAAUCAGCCCCCGCCCCUCUGUCACCCGCCUGUCAGAGAAACAGGAGACCGCAUGACUGAAGGGGCGGCUCUGACUCCCACCAGCAGGCUCCUCAGAGGACUGUGAGGAGAAGAAAGAGGAGUGUUUGAAUCAGGUCAGGGAGGAGAAGCCUCUCCCCACUCGCAAAGGAGGCGUCUGCGGGUUUGAGGUGCAAGGUGCCAUUUGGGCUCAACAGUGUGAGCGUUUCACUGACAUUUGCGACUAAAAAUAGAUGUGUGUGAACUGUGAAAUGGAUUUAGGAACACGUGUGUGAAUAAAAAGUGUUACAAAAUUCA
Messenger RNA from Chanos chanos (milkfish), 2297 nucleotides. It is a transcript of the gene tmed5, whose product is annotated as transmembrane p24 trafficking protein 5. The record is from RefSeq and is a predicted model, not a curated record. Lineage: Eukaryota; Metazoa; Chordata; Actinopteri; Gonorynchiformes; Chanidae. The transcript has 4 exons. Bases 401 to 1072 code for a protein of 223 amino acids.